Messenger RNA from Cladocopium goreaui, 2075 nucleotides. The record is from the annotation of a GenBank genome assembly. Lineage: Eukaryota; Dinophyceae; Suessiales; Symbiodiniaceae.
ACACCCUCCCGACAACAGUCAUUGUGGAGGGGGUAGGUCAUGGGGAGAGUGUUGGAUGCAUCAGGCAUUGGUACCCACAAGUGAAGUGGGCAGAGUGAAGUCAGCAACCAUUGACCUCUUAGCCUCUUAGCCAUAUUCAUCCUGAUGGCGUUGCUGGCUUUGACAGCAUCCUGGUCCUGCUGCUGCCAUCAAAAACACACCCGGCAGAUCACCACACUGCCGAGCGGCACCAACGAAGCCAGUGACGCUGAGAGUGACUACAGAAGCAGACUAUAGGCAGUCAGAAGGGACCGCGCCCUGUCACCAAGUGCCCCUCCAACAUGCCAAAGCCCUCCGACAAGAAGGAUGACAAAGGGAAGCGGCUGAGAGUACAUGCAAUCAGAAGGUGUACAUAGACGGACUUUUGCACAGUAUCGUUUUGGCUGUCAGAUUGAAAAUUUGACCGAUUUGCUGGCAAACUUUGAGCUGGAUCCAGAAUUUAGUAGGCUGUGCAACCAUCCGCAAAAAUGGUGGAGGGUUCUGUGGAGUUGACGCGCACUUGUGGCACCCUAGGAUGCGAGCACAUCAUGGCUUGGGCAGCGGCCUAUCCUGUAGACUUGAACAGGGCACUGGCAAUGGAUUUAGCUUCUGCCAUGCACAAUGCCGCAAGACUAACUAAACUGUGGUGGUUCUACCCAUAUCAAACUUUGAAGUGGGCUCAGGAAUAUACCUCUCAGAUGCCGGGACUUGUACAUGGGAAAACAUCCAUCGCUAUCAGAUCAGAAACCAGACGGAGUUGCCAUUCCUGAAAAAUGGUUGGACUGUCUCAGAUCGAAAGUGAUCGCACUCUUCGCCCGCAACCUGCAAGGCAGGUAUAGAUCUGGAUCAUGUGGACGAGCUCCAGACGGGCACGCGUGCCACCAAGGUCGGGGCAGGUUACUUCAUGCGUGGGCUACCAUUGUAAAGGACCCACGAGAGAAGGCAACAUCAUUGUUUUUGAAAGGGGCACAGCUGGUUUGGGGAUGGCCUCAUCAGCGCUUGAUGGUAUGUUUCCAAGGGUUUGCGACGAGCCGGACUUUCAUGAGGUGUGCUUAAUGACAGAUCUGAGUCUUUUCAAAAAAACUAUACUGGAGUGGAACAGGAUCAAGAAGCUUAUGAGGCAUUGGAGUCAUACCAUGCGAAGGGCUUCUUGCAGAAGUUUGAGACCCUUUCUGAAGUUGAGGUGGAGCUCGGGUGCAAGCCAGCCCUUUGCAAACUGGAUUGUAUUAAAAAGAUGAAGUUCAAUGCAGACACUGGGCAAUACACCUAUAAGGCCAGAAUCCUACUGGAUUGCAAGAGGUCAGGGGGUUUCAAACAUGGCAAAGCACACCCAGCCGAAAGAUCUGCAACCCUCGAUGAAGUUCGUGGCUGUCUGUCAGACAAGGGAUCCAAAGAGGAUACACUCAGAGGUUUGGUCAAUGACUUUUACGCUGCUUCCAGCAAUGCUCCAAGGUCGCCGCAAUUGAGGGCUGGGAGAGGUACCAUACCGUGUGUUACGGAGCAUGCGUGUGUCAUCGUUGUGCAAAUUGGGAGGUUACCGGUCACUCAAAAAACACCUUUCCUGUGCAAAGGAUCAUCACGUUACUCUGGUUUAUGCUGGAAGAAAUUUCCAGAAAAUGCUCCAGAUCGGUUCUUAGAGGGCUUGCUGGCUCCACAAGGUCCAUGGAUUUCGAUGUAGUCAGAAGUGCUCUGCACCUUACAAAGGCACACCUAGAGUUAGAUGACCAGGGACCUGCACAUCCUAGGGCCAUGUUGAUUACGGCCACCAUUUUUCCAUUGAGAGCUGGAAGCUUCCGCAUUGGACUUGGCGGACAUUUCAUUUGAAGAGGCUAAGGUUACUCGGUGCCUACUUGUAUGCAAAACGGUCUGGCAAGCAAAAGGCUGCGUCAGAUCCUGGGCAUGUGUCUGUGACACGCAACUUCCAUGUGUAGUCCACACGAGGAGCUAGAGGAGUUCUAUCGCUGCACGUUGGGAGCAUUCAGCGCAGAUUUGCCCUUGUUCCCGUCGCCUUCUGGUGGGUGUGCACGAAACAGGGAGUAGUGAACGCGAGGAAAAAA